UUUUGUAGAAAGUCGAAAAGUUUUGUUUUUCUUCUUAGUUCUUGUUUACCUCAUUUAGAGUAGAUGACUUAUUAAAGUUGUAGUUGUUGUGUAUUUCGUGUAAAUAUCGUAAUGUUUUCAGAAAAAAAUGAAUACACUUACGUAGUAUAAAUCAUUGUUAACUAUUACUCAUUAUUAUUAUUUUACUGUUUGUCAUCUGCGUUAUACCGUGAUUAUUUAUGUUUUAAAUUGUAUUGUAAAAAUUAUCUCGUAAAAGCGAUUGCACUAAAUAACCAAAAUGGAAAUAACUAAUUAAAGUGUAUCGCAUAUUGGUACGAAAUUGUAAUGUUAUUUAAAAUUCCUAUUCCGUGGUCGUUAUAAUUUAAUAAAUUGUACUGAUUUCGGGCAGCAUCUGUUGUACGAAUCUGGAUACUUUCAAUACGGAAAUCUGUGUCAAUGAAUGCUGACAGUAGAAAUAACAGUCGCGGUAUGAGAUCCAAGUCGUUACAAGAUUUACCAGAAGCCAGUACUAGUACAGCUGUGCCAACACGUAAAAGACGUAUGCCGAGAUUUUCAUUGCGUCGAUUGUUGUAUUCGAAUACCUUUUUGGCGAGACACUUGGGAAGUUCGCAAAAUGGUAAACGUCGAACUAUUAUAACUGGUGGCCCCAGUGUAGCAGAUGUAACUGAUUUUGAAAAAGCUCCUUUAGGAUUUGGACAAAAUUAUACAGACCCUAAAAAAGCACCUUCUGUUUGUACAGCCAAAAUUACUCCAGCAGCUGAUGGUUUAUUAGAAUGUCCAUUAUGUCUAGCGAAAUUUGAUGAAAAUAAUUUUGCCAAAUUAUCAACUUGUAAUCAUCGUUCCUGUUUUGACUGUUUUCAACAAUAUUUACGAAUAGAAAUAUGUGAAUCCCGUGUGAACAUUACCUGCCCAGAGUGUACUGAAGCUAUGCAUCCAAAUGAUAUACAAAGUGUGCUCAAUAAUCUUGCUCUAUAUGACAAAUAUGAAGACUUUAUGGUUCGUAGGGUAUUAGCAGUUGAUCCUGAUACUAGAUAUUGUCCUUCACCUGACUGCAGCUAUGCUGUCAUAGCUGCUGGUUGUGCUAGUUGUCCAAAGAUAAAAUGUGAACGUCCUGGUUGUGAUUCAUACUUUUGUUACCAUUGUAAAGCUGCGUGGCAUCCUAAUCAAACCUGUGAUUCAGCUAGAGCAAAACGAUCAUCAAAUAUGAGAACUUCAUCUAUUGCUUUUAGUAUAGAUUCACAAUCACGGGAAGAUAUUAAGCCAUGUCCUCGUUGCCAGGUUUUAAUUGUGAAAAUGGAUGAUGGUUCUUGUAAUCAUAUGACCUGUGCAGUUUGUGGAGCAGAAUUUUGUUGGCUGUGCAUGAAAGUAGUCAGUGACUUACAUUAUCUCAGUCCUUCUGGGUGUACUUUUUGGGGUAAAAAACCAUGGUCCAGAAAGAAAAAGCUUUUAUGGCAGCUGGGUACAUUAAUUGGAGCUCCGGCUGGUAUUGGUUUAAUAGCAGGAAUUGCAAUACCCGCAAUAAUAAUUGGUGUACCUGUUUGGACUGGGCGAAAAAUGUAUACUCGUUAUAGACAUUCAAGUCGAUUAAAACGAAAUUUUGCAAUUGCUGGUGGUGUAUUAGCAGCGUUGAUUGCUGCUCCAGUAAUGGCCAGUUUAGCUGUUGGUAUUGGAGUGCCAAUAUUAUUAUUCUAUGUUUACGGUGUAGUUCCAGUAUCACUGUGUCGCUCAGGUGGCUGUGGAGUUACCACGUCCUAUAAUGGAGUGCAUUUUGAUUUUGAUGAAGAGCACAGUGCCCCUAAAACUGUUAAUGUUGAUUUCUUCACUGCAAAUGAUGGUGAUGCAGCUAGUCAUGGUGCUGAAAUUGGCAACCCAUCUAUUGAAGAACCAUCUUUUUGGAAUGAUUGGGAUGGCGAAACAGCUUUGGGACGAGAUGCUGAUCGAGAAUCAGCGAGUACAGUUGCAUUAGCUGGCAGUUUAUUAGCUCAAAAAGUUGACAAUAGUGAGACAGCAUCAAUGCGUUCAAGCCAAAAAACUACCGAUGUGAACGAUGAGACACAGUCCCAGUCACAACAGCCUCUCAAUUUGUCACUUAGUUCAUUAGAAGAAUUGACUGCUGGUCUAAUGCGAAGGGUAUUGGGAAAUGGUGAUGAGACCGAUACUCCAGCAACUACUAGGUCACGUGCCACUACUACCGAGGUGCACUUUGGCAAUACCGUCAGCAUUAUAACUCCUCCAGUUAUGGACUCCCAUCAAAACUUUGUACCAUUCAGAGGUUUUGUACGAAAUUUGCUGUGUAGGACAUCAAAUGAAAUGCCAGCCAGUUCAUCAUAGUUAUUUUAUUAAAUAGUAUAAAAUUAAAUACCAUGUACAGAGCUAUAAUAAUUAUGUGUAUUAUGCUCUCACUUAAGCAACUGGUCUUUCUAUUUUCUUUGAUAUUUUCAUUUAACUUAAUUUUUUGUGUUUUUAAAAUUAGCUUAUAUAUAUUUUUAUUUAUUUAAAUAAAUAUUAAUUUAUAUAACUAAUUUUUCCUUUAAAGCGACUGUGAUCACUGGGGUUUAUAUUACUAUAAAUAUUUUUUUUUUGUCAUUUUUACAAUUAAUUGAUUUUGUAAUUUCAUCAAAUAAAUAAUUUUAUAAAUUAUUUGAGUAUGAAAAUGCAUAAAUUUUGUGAAGGACAAAAAUAGGAAGAGUUAACAAUUUCAGUAACCAUUUAUCUGUUUUAAGAUUUAUAAUUGCGUAAACGCUAUUAAAUAAUGUUAGAAAUUUAAA
Sipha flava (yellow sugarcane aphid) is the source of this 2768-nucleotide messenger RNA. RefSeq names its product E3 ubiquitin-protein ligase RNF19A-like. The record is from RefSeq and is a predicted model, not a curated record. The transcript has 13 exons. Gene Ontology annotation, molecular function: zinc ion binding; ubiquitin conjugating enzyme binding; ubiquitin protein ligase activity. Gene Ontology annotation, biological process: positive regulation of proteasomal ubiquitin-dependent protein catabolic process; protein polyubiquitination; ubiquitin-dependent protein catabolic process. Lineage: Eukaryota; Metazoa; Arthropoda; Insecta; Hemiptera; Aphididae. The coding region runs from base 436 to 2331 and encodes 631 amino acids. Gene Ontology annotation, cellular component: cytoplasm; ubiquitin ligase complex.